Molecule: messenger RNA, 2400 nt
Organism: Onychostoma macrolepis
Lineage: Eukaryota; Metazoa; Chordata; Actinopteri; Cypriniformes; Cyprinidae
Product: polyunsaturated fatty acid 5-lipoxygenase-like
Exons: 14
Coding region: 1-1983 (660 amino acids)
Biological process (GO): linoleic acid metabolic process; lipid oxidation
Cellular component (GO): nuclear envelope
Molecular function (GO): protein binding; arachidonate 5-lipoxygenase activity; iron ion binding
Source: RefSeq, a predicted model, not a curated record
AUGUCGACCUACAAAGUGAUUGUAUCUACUGGUAGACAGAUGGUUGCUGAGACAGUGAACAGCAUUUACCUGACACUGAUGAACUCAAAGAAUCAGACCAGUAAAAAAACCCUGGUGAAUAAAUCCUUUUUUUCUCCUUUUGAAACGGAAAUCUCCUUCGACAUCCAAGUGAAGAAGGACCUUGGAAACAUUGUCCAGGUGAAACUUGAAAAGCAGAAACAUCUCAUCAAUUCUCCUUGGUUCUGUAAGCAUAUCACAGUGCAAACACCUUCUGGAGACUGCUGUGAGUUCCCCUGUUAUCGCUGGUUAGUGGACGAAAAUGAAGUGAUGAUCCGAGAAGGCACUGCUCGAUUGCCUCAGGAUGACACCAAAAAGCAAAGAAAGAUUGAACUGGAAUCUAGACAGAAAAUAGUCAGAUGGAAGGAGUGUAGCCUGGGCUUCCCUAUGCGCAUAGAUGGCAAAAUGAAUGAACUUCCAAAAGAAGUUCAGUUUGAUAUAGAGAAAGAAUCAGCCUUUAAAAGGAAUUUCGGGAAAGUGAUUGAGGAUUUAGUUCUUGACAAAAUUGAUGGUUUCUUUGAGUCCUGGAAAGACAUUGGAGAUUAUAAAAAGAUACUUGAGCAUUACAAUAUCAAGAACACUCUACUAGUGAACGUGAUCCAGGACUGGAAUAAGGAUUACAUGUUUGGCUAUCAGUUUCUGAAUGGCUGCAAUCCUGUCAUGAUCAGGAAGUGCACAAAGCUUCCAGACAAAUUUCCAGUCACACAUGAGAUGGUCGAGGGCUGUCUGAAGAGAGGACUCACACUACAAGAGGAAUUACAGGCAGGAAACAUCUACAUAGCAGAUUAUGAAAUACUGAAGGGAGUGCCAGCAUCUAGCAGCCAGCGCUAUCUGACUGCACCCAUCUGCCUACUGUACAAGAAUAAUCUGAACCAAAUUGUGCCAAUCGCCAUUCAGCUCAGUCAAACCCCAGGGCAAAUUAGCCCAAUUUUUCUCCCAAGCGAUAAUGAAUAUGACUGGAUGCUUGCCAAGAUGUGGGUGAAAUCGUCUGACUUCAUUGUACACCAGUUGGUCACACACCUUCUCAAGACACAUCUGUUGGCAGAGGUUUUUGAAAUAGCCAUGUACAGACAGCUUUCUGCCGUCCAUCCCGUAUACAAGUUACUGAUACCUCAUGUUCGUUUCACAAUUGCAAUCAAUGCAGAGGCCCGUGAAAAGCUCAUCAGUGAAGACGGGGUCUUCAGCAAGAUUAGUAGCAUCUGUGUAGAUGGGAUGGAGAAACUGAUACAAAAUGGCAUGAAGACUUUAACCUACAAGUCCCUGUGCUUCCCUGAAGACAUAAAAGCUCGAGGAAUGGAAGAUGUGCCCAACUACUAUUAUAGAGACGAUGGCAUGAGGAUCUGGGAGGAAAUAAACUGCUUUGUUUCUGCUGUGGUCAAGAUCUACUAUGUCAGCGAUAAGACAGUUCAACAAGAUGUGGAGAUUCAAGAAUUUGUUAAAGAUGUUGCCUGCUUUGGCAUGAAUAAUUCUGACAGCUUUCCAAAGUCUCUGGAAUCUCGAGAGCAGUUGGUCGAGUACCUGACUGUCGUGAUUUUCACAGCUUCAGCACAACAUGCUGCUGUCAACUUUGGACAGUUUGACUGGUAUGGCUGGAUCCCCAACAGUCCUUCCACCAUGCGCAAGCCACCUCCUCAAAAAAAGGGCCAAGUGGAUAUGAAGUAUAUCAUGGACAGUCUGCCUGACCGUGGUUGUUCCAGCGAGGUUCUGGGAACAGUUUGGGCCCUCAGUCAGACCCAGGAGAAUGAGCUGUUCUUAGGCAUGUAUCCAGAAAUGUACUUCACAGAGCAACCAGUGAAGGAAGCCAUAAAUACGUUCAGCAAGAAACUAGAUGAAGUGACCAACAUCAUCAAGAGCCGGAAUGAAGAAUUAACAUUGUCUUAUUUUUAUUUGUCCCCAGACAAAAUCCCCAACAGUGUUGCAAUAUGAGGAAAUAUUUGCAGAAACAUUUUGCCAGGCCUAACCAUAGUGUUUACCGGCCAAUGUAUGCUUGACAUAGAAAGAAAGAACAACUCCUCUACUCAAAAAAGAAAGUAUUGUAAAACACAGAGCCUGCCUUUUGAGGCACUUUUUAAGAAAUGAUUAACUCUUGAUUAAUUCUUCUUGAAUUGAACGUGUGUAUUCAUUUAUUCAUCUUUUGAUUCGCUCAUUUAUUCAUAUUCUUUAUUACUCAUGAUAAAUUGUUUGUGGUGUAUUUUAGAUAAUCAUUUGACUCAUUUUUAUUGAUCUCUAGCAUCUGCGUUGAUUUGGUGCUGAUUAUCUUUUUUUUGCGGUUGCUGUUUGGAGGGAAUAUUGUUCCAGCUUCAUUUCUUUCAGUAUGAGGGAGGUUUUCUCUGAUAGAGCUUA